GCCCGGGACGGUGGCGUUACGGGAAAUCCGGAGGUACCAGAAAUCCACGGAGCUGCUGAUCCGCAAACUGCCCUUCCAGCGCCUGGUCCGGGAGAUCGCCCAGGACUUCAAAACCGACCUGCGCUUCCAGAGCGCCGCCAUCGGCGCCCUGCAGGAAGCCAGUGAAGCUUACCUGGUGGGUCUUUUUGAGGACACCAACCUCUGCGCCAUCCACGCCAAGAGAGUCACCAUCAUGCCCAAGGACAUCCAG
Molecule: messenger RNA, 250 nt
Organism: Antrostomus carolinensis (chuck-will's-widow)
Lineage: Eukaryota; Metazoa; Chordata; Aves; Caprimulgiformes; Caprimulgidae
Product: histone H3.3
Exons: 2
Cellular component (GO): nucleosome
Molecular function (GO): protein heterodimerization activity; DNA binding; structural constituent of chromatin
Source: RefSeq, a predicted model, not a curated record